CGUUGUUCAAUUUGAACUGCCGGCAUCUGAACCAGUCCUUUUUAUUUGGCAUAUUCGGGCAAUAUGUAUGGGUUUGAAUUCGCGGUCCAUGGCAUAACAAGGUAAAAUACGACAGCAGCAGACUUGAUUUUGUUAGGGAGGAAAUCACAAUGGACGCUGUAUAUGGCGGGGAUUCGACCGCGAGAUCUCCGGCGAUGGAGUGGAAAGACAAAACGUCUCGCCAAUUUCAGCACUACCUGGACAAAUCCACGCCCCAUCCGGUGUUUCGUUGGAUAUUAUUGGCGGCGGUGGCAGGAUUGUUCAGCUUCAGGAUUUAUUAUGUGAAGGGCUUCUAUAUUGUUGCGUAUACGGUGGGAAUCUAUGUCAUCAAUUUGUUGAUCGGCUUUCUCUCGCCACAGGUGGAUCCUGAAAUUGAAGGCGCCGCAUUGCCUACAAAGGGUUCUGACGAAUUCAAACCCUUCAUCAGACGCCUGCCCGAGUUCAAAUUCUGGUAUGCAUUGAUGAAGGCAUUUUUAAUUGCAUUUGUGUUGACAUUUUUCUCGAUAUUUGAUCUGCCAGUAUUCUGGCCCAUUCUUCUCUUGUACUGGGUAGUGCUAUUUGUGCUUACCAUGCAGAAGCAGAUUAAGCACAUGAUCAAAUACAAGUAUAUUCCAUUCUCAGUUGGUAAACAGCGCUACAAAGGAAAGAAAGCACCUUCUGCAAAUUCACUCUACUCAAAAGAUUAGGAUUGACAUUUUUCUUUCAGCGGUGACAAUCUUUGUUGAUUCUUUAUUGGAAGAUUCAGAAAUGACUUUAAAUUUACUAGAGUGAAUGAUGCAUUGUCAUUCUUUAUAUGUAGUUCUUCAAUUUCCUUAUUAAUAUGGUAGCCUGGUCUUUUGAUGCAGACUUGUUACCACUUUUGUGAGCUAAAGUACACCUCGAUUUAGUUCUUCCUGUGAAGUCUUUAGAGAACAAAUUUGGAAGAUAGGAAAGAGUUUGUGUGCAAGCCACAUUGAUUCUUUAAUUUUGACUUUGUCAUUCUUGUAGAUAGGCAGAUAUGUUAAAUUUAAUAUUAGUAGCUUUUCUUAGGUCAUAUGGUAUAUGCAAAUAUCUACGGACACUUUGUAUGAAUAGUUUCCAAUUUAAAUAUUACAAUUUCGUGCAA
Cryptomeria japonica (Japanese cedar) is the source of this 1144-nucleotide messenger RNA. Its product is annotated as protein RER1A. NCBI's taxonomy places the organism in Eukaryota, Viridiplantae, Streptophyta, Pinopsida, Cupressales, Cupressaceae. Bases 150 to 725 code for a protein of 191 amino acids. Gene Ontology annotation, cellular component: Golgi membrane. The record is from RefSeq and is a predicted model, not a curated record. The transcript is spliced from 3 exons. Gene Ontology annotation, biological process: retrograde vesicle-mediated transport, Golgi to endoplasmic reticulum; protein retention in ER lumen.